Messenger RNA from Crotalus tigris (Tiger rattlesnake), 3513 nucleotides. RefSeq names its product BMP/retinoic acid inducible neural specific 1 (gene BRINP1). Bases 661 to 2946 code for a protein of 761 amino acids. Gene Ontology annotation, biological process: negative regulation of mitotic cell cycle; positive regulation of neuron differentiation. Lineage: Eukaryota; Metazoa; Chordata; Lepidosauria; Squamata; Viperidae. The record is from RefSeq and is a predicted model, not a curated record. The transcript is spliced from 8 exons.
CUCUCUCCCCCCCACCCCACUUCCCUUCUCCGCCCCCGUCUUCUCCAGCUCGGCUUGUGCGCCUUUCCUUUCGCCCCCGGUGGCUGCGAGCUGAUCCAUCGUAGGAAGGCAGGAAGAGGAGGAGGAGGAGGGGAAGAGGAGGAAGAAGAAGAAGACCCGCCGAGAAGAGGACCCUUUUUAAAUAUAUCUAUAUAUAUAUAUAUAUCUAUAUAUAUAAGGCGAUCGCAGCGAGCAUCUCGGUUCUCCUGAAUUUGAUUGUAUUUUUUGAAGAAGCAGAGCGCGAGGGAUUCUAUCGGGUUUCUUGGUCUCCGUCUCCACCAGAGAGGAGAGACAGAGAGAGAGAGAGAGAAAGAAGAGGGGGGGGGGUGUCUUCUCUUCCUUUUUGAAUGCCUGCCCCCCGGAGCAAGGCGCGGGUGUCCUCCGACCGAGCAUGAAAAGGACUGCCGGCACCCCAGCCACCCGACGCCUGCAGCGGUCGCCCGGCGCCCACUAUGCGCUCUGGAUCGAGGGGGGCUCAGCUUCGCACAAGUUCUGCCUCCCCGAGCGCAUGAGAAGCCUCGGCGGUCCUCACAUCCCCGUCAAAGAGGAGCGUUAACCCCCCCCUCCCCCGGAGUCCACGGAAUGGCGCAAGAAUGAGAGGGAAAAAGCAGAACGAGAAGCAUGAGCUGGAGGGUUGCUGAGUUCCUCUACUUCCUCUUUCUAUGGGACCAUAUAACUGUCCACCCUUCUCUCCAGGAGCCUGCUGUGACCAACCAACAUGUCUCCAAGGAAUUUGACUGGCUUAUUUCAGACAGGGGGCCGUUCCACCAUUCGCGGAGCUACUUAUCCUUUGUGGAAAGACAUCGUCAGGGAUUUACAACCCGGUAUAAAAUAUACAGGGAGUUUGCCCGUUGGAAGGUGAGGAAUACGGCCAUUGAACGGAGGGAUCUACUCCGGAACCCCGUCCCGUUGAUGCCUGAGUUUCAGAGAAGCAUACGCCUGCUGGGCAGGAGACCCACAACACAGCAGUUCAUCGACACCAUCAUCAAAAAAUACGGCACCCACAUCCUCAUCUCUGCCACUUUAGGAGGAGAGGAAGCAUUGACCAUGUAUAUGGACAAAAACCGACUUGACCGGAAAUCGGGCAAUGCCAGCCAAAGUGUUGAGUCCCUUCACCAGCUUGCCUCUUCGUAUUUUGUGGACCGGGAUGGAACCAUGAGACGUCUUCAUGAGAUUCAGAUCUCCACAGGAGCAAUCAAGGUCACCGAAACACGAACAGGUCCUCUGGGCUGUAACAGUUAUGACAAUCUGGACUCUGUGAGUUCUGUCCUUCUACAAAGCACGGAGAGCAAACUCCAUCUCCAAGGUCUCCAGGUCAUCUUUCCUCAAUAUUUGCAAGAGAAAUUUGUGCAGUCAGCCCUGAGUUACAUCAUGUGCAAUGGAGAAGGCGAAUAUAUCUGCCAAGACAGCCAGUGUGGAUGCCAAUGUGCCGAAGAGUUCCCACAGUGCAAUUGUCCCAUCACCGAUAUCCAGAUAAUGGAAUACACGUUGGCUAACAUGGGCAAAUCCUGGACAGAGGCCUACAAAGAUCUAGAGAAUUCAGAUGAAUUCAAGUCCUUCAUGAAGAAACUACCUAACAACCAUUUCCUGACCAUUGGGAGCAUCCAUCAGCACUGGGGGAAUGACUGGGACCUUCAGAACCGCUACAAGCUCUUGCAGAGUUCCAUGGAGGCUCAACGGCAGAAGAUCCAACGCACUUCCCGUAAACUCUUUGGCCUCAGCAUCCGUUGUCGGCACAAUCCUCACCACCAGCUGCCUAGGGAAAGGACGAUACAGCAGUGGCUCUCCCGAGUCCAGUCUUUGCUUUACUGCAACGAGAAUGGCUUCUGGGGGACCUUCCUAGAGAGCCAACGGAGCUGUGUCUGCCAUGGGAGCACCAGUCUGUGCCAGCGGCCCAUCCCGUGCAUCAUUGGCGGCAACAACAGCUGUGCCAUGUGUAGCUUGGCCAACAUCUCCCUCUGCGGCUCCUGCAACAAGGGCUACCGUCUCUCUCGCGGCCGCUGUGAGCCCCAGAAUGUGGACUCUGAGCGCAGCGAGCAAUUCAUCAGCUUCGAGACAGAUUUAGACUUCCAGGAUCUGGAGCUGAAAUACCUCCUUCAAAAGAUGGAUUCCCGCUUGUACGUCCACACGACUUUCAUCAGCAACGAGAUCCGCCUGGACACCUUCUUCGACCCCCGGUGGCGCAGGCGCAUGUCCCUGACCUUAAAGAGCAACAAGAACCGGAUGGACUUCAUCCACAUGGUCAUCGGGAUCUCCAUGCGUAUCUGCCAGAUGCGCAACAGCAGCCUGGACCCCAUGUUCUUUGUCUACGUGAACCCUUUCAGCGGGAGCCACUCCGAAGGUUGGAACAUGCCCUUUGGAGAGUUUGGCUACCCGCGCUGGGAGAAAAUCCGUCUGCAGAACAGCCAGUGUUACAACUGGACUCUCUUGCUGGGGAACCGGUGGAAAACGUUUUUUGAGACUGUCCACAUCUACCUACGCAGCCGGACUCGGUUGCCCUCCUUGAUGCGUAACGAGACUGGUCAAGGGCCUGUGGACCUUUCCGAUCCCAACAAGCGCCAGUUCUACAUCAAAAUUUCAGACAUCCAGGUGUUUGGAUACAGCUUGCGCUUUAAUGCCGACCUGUUGCGUAGCGCGGUGCAGCAAGUCAACCAGUCCUACACACAAGGCGGGCAAUUCUACUCCUCUUCCUCGGUCAUGUUGCUGAUGUUGGAUAUACGGGACCGAAUCAACAGAUUGGCACCUCCUGUAGCCCCUGGAAAGCCCCAGCUGGAUCUCUUCUCUUGUAUGCUCAAACACCGUCUGAAACUAACCAACACGGAGAUCAUCCGGGUGAACCACGCGCUGGAUCUGUACAACACGGAGAUCCUUAAACAAUCCGAUCAGAUGACGGCCAAGCUCUGCUAACCCCAAUUUUAUGUACUUAUCUAUACAAACUAAUCCUUUUUUGCUGUAAACGGACACACUCAAACAAAAAAAACCCCGAAUAAACAAACAAAGGAACUCGACCGACGUUUAAAAAAAAAAGAGGAAAAAAAGAUUUUAAACAAAAGUACAAAAAAAAAUAUGUAAAAUGUAAUUAAUAAACAAAAGAAAAGGGAGGGGAGAGAAGCAGAGGUCCUCAUUCACUGGGAAAUGAAAAGCAAUUGGUUUGGGCAGCCAUGUAAAUGAGACACCCGUGUUUUGUUGCGCGUCUAAUCACACACACACACACACACACACAAAGGAGCUCAGGAUGUGAAUUUCCGUGAGGUUGUGGCUCCGUCGGAUGUUGAAGCAGCAGAGAUGGGUAGGGGAAAGAUGGUCUUUGGAGAUCUCGUGUAUGUAAUUGUAAAGAUUUCAGCUAUGCAGGUGCCAAACAGAAGAUGGUAAGAGUGUGGAAGAGAGAAAAUUCUGUGUACGUGUACAAAGAAUUGCCAUUUCUCCUGGUGGGGGUGGAAUGGCCAAAGAUAAAACAUUAUUUCUUUUGUGAAG